Messenger RNA from Diachasma alloeum, 8296 nucleotides. It is a transcript of the gene crb, whose product is annotated as protein crumbs. Gene Ontology annotation, biological process: establishment or maintenance of epithelial cell apical/basal polarity; heterophilic cell-cell adhesion. NCBI's taxonomy places the organism in Eukaryota, Metazoa, Arthropoda, Insecta, Hymenoptera, Braconidae. The record is from RefSeq and is a predicted model, not a curated record. Gene Ontology annotation, cellular component: protein-containing complex; plasma membrane. The transcript is spliced from 9 exons. Gene Ontology annotation, molecular function: calcium ion binding; zinc ion binding. Bases 243 to 7253 code for a protein of 2336 amino acids.
GCCGCGAAGCGUUCUCCAGGGAACAGCAGCAGCAGUUCCGCAGUUUUGCUGUGUAUGUAUGUACAAGCGGUGCGGGUGUACACCUACAUGAAAUUAAACUUGAAAGAACGAAAAUUUAAUCAAAUAUGUGCUCUAGAAAGGUUUUGUAAAUGAAAGUGAAACGUAGAAAAAUUUGUUCAUGUGCCUGAGGGAUUAUUUCUCCAUUAUUUUAAGAAGAAAAAAAUCACGGACUGAACAAUUUAAUGCUAUUUACCGGGAUUGAAGAAAUGCGGCUUCUCUACCUUGUCGCAGUUGUGCUGUGCUGUCUAAUCCUAGACACACAGCAGCUACCUCAGACAACGAUACAUGCAAUAAAUGAGGAGCAGCAGCCGCGUGAAGCAUAUUUUAAUGGCACAGCAUCACUGAGGCUAGCAUCGACGGUCUCAGUUCAUCGCCACAGUGGUUUGAGCUUCAGAACUUGUGAUGGCGGAAGAUUAUUCCUCCAACGGUACAAUGACAAUGAAAUAAGUCUUGACGUCACACCGGAUGGACUGAUAUUCACGGCCAUUAUUGAGAAACAAAAAUAUGAAGCAAAACUCAGCGCUCGAUUACUUAAUAAUGUAUGGCACAAUGUAAAUCUAUUCUUCAGACUUGGCAAUCUCACGCUUACUGCAGCUGGACAUACACAGAUUGUUGCUAAUGCCACAUAUAAUUCAGCGAUUCUCAUGCUCUCCGACUACAACGUAAAUGGCACGUUGAUAGUCGGCGAAGGCUUCAAAGGAUGUAUUCUCCAGGGACCCGGAAUUCUCUUCAACAAUACUGUCAAUUACGGUGCUGUACUCGGUACCUGUCCUUCGGAUACUAGAGGAUGUGGGCCGAAUAGCCUUGCCGGCAGUCUCACUGCAGCGACGUCUGAGAUGGAUUUUUGUCAUCACGAGCCAUGCAUGAUGCAUGGAAAAUGCGUAUCACGACAGGACCGUUACGAGUGCCAGUGUUACGCCAGAUAUUCUGGCAAAAACUGUCAAAUUGACAAUGGUUCUCCGUGUAAAAACAAUCCCUGCAAAAAUUCGGCAACAUGCAGUGAAGAUGAUAAGGGCGAUUACACGUGCAUCUGCCCACCUGGUUGGACUGGACAUCUGUGUGAUUCACAAUUGGGUGUUCGUUUUUGUAAAGAGAAUCCAUGUAAAAAUAAGGGAGUCUGUCUUGUUAUGAGCGAUACCGAAUACAAAUGCGAAUGUCCAUCAGGAUGGACUGGAAAAACAUGUGAAAUUGAUGUAAACGAGUGUACAUCAAAUCCAUGUAAGAAUGGAGGAAUUUGCAUUGAUGGAAUGGAUAAUUAUACCUGUAGAUGUGAAAGUACAGGGUACGAAGGAAAAAACUGUGAGGUGAAUAUCGAUGAGUGCUUGAACAACAAUCCUUGCUUGAACAAGGGAAAAUGCUAUGACAACUAUGGUGGAUAUGUCUGUCACUGUCCCGAGGGUUUUGAAGGCCAAAAUUGCGAAUUAAAUCUGAAUGAGUGUUUGUCUGGUCCCUGCAAAAAUGGAGGAACUUGUGUCGAUGAUGUGGGUACAUAUCACUGCAAUUGUAUAUCUGGAUAUGCUGGCCAUCAUUGUGAACGUCGUAGUUUAUGUGAGAAUGCAGCAUGCCCACCGAACAGCAUCUGCUUGGAUAUUAAUGGAGAGCCACAGUGUGUAUGCAAGCCUGGUUUCAUGGGUAAUCCACCCAAUUGUAGUGUUAAUUACUGUGCCAGCAAUCCAUGUGUCAAUGGGGGCACCUGUACAAGUGAUAACGAUGGAUACAAUUGCACCUGUACAGCUGAAUGGAAAGGAUCAUCCUGUCAUAUACCUGUGUCUGACUGGUGCUCCGUAUGCUAUAACGGUGGCACAUGUAUUGAAACAAAUUAUGGUACAAUGUGUCAAUGUCCAAGAUUUUGGACUGGUCCGCAGUGCAAGGAACCAGUGACAUGUCGCGAUCUACCAUGUAGGCAGGCAACCUCCUGUCAUGAUUAUCCGGGAGGUUAUUAUUGUAAUUGUGAGGCUGGUUGGACUGGGCCUGAAUGUGCCGUUGAUAUCGACGAAUGCACGAGUGAUCCUUGCCGUAACGGAGGAAUUUGCAUUGAUCAGAUCAAUACGUAUUGGUGCCAAUGUCUGCCUGGUUAUACUGGUAAAAAUUGUCACGUCAAUGUAGACGAGUGUCUCUCCCAGCCUUGUUUAAAUGGUGGCAUCUGUAUUGAUGGAAACAAUGGUUACACAUGUAACUGCACCCAGGACUACAUGGGCGAUCACUGUGAACGCGAGUACGACGCUUGUGCAGUAAAUCCUUGUAAUAACAACGGUACCUGUACACUCUUGUCUCGCUCAAAACGGGACUUUGUGUGUGACUGUCCCCAAGGUUUUGAGGGAAAAAUGUGCCAAGUCAAUAUUGAUGAUUGCAUAGGAGUAGUUUGCCCCGGUGAUAAUAAGAUUUGUGUCGAUGGUAUUGGGGGAUCAGAGUGCAAAUGUAAAGAUGGAUAUAGAGAGCCCAACUGUACAUUAAUUAUAGACCAUUGCAUCAAUAAACCAUGUCAAAAUGGUACCUGUAUUGAUUUGGCUGAUGAGGGUUAUCGUUGCGAUUGUAUACCAGGAUUUACUGGUAUUGAUUGUGAUAGUGAUGUUAAUGAGUGUGAAAUACUGGGCAAUGCAUCGUGCAACAAUGGAAUCUGCGUCAACACAUUGGGAAGCUACAAUUGCUACUGCAGGCCAGGAUUUUCCGGUGAUCAUUGUGAUGUUGAUAUAAAUGAAUGCCUCUGUGGUCCGUGCAAGAACAAUGCCACUUGUAUUGAUAAAAUAAAUGCAUUUGAGUGCCUCUGUCCACCUGGAUACGGUGGAAAAACAUGUCAAGUUGAUGUCAAUGAAUGUGAGAGUAAUCCGUGCAAAAAUAAUGCAGCAUGUAUUGAUCAAAUAGCUGCUUAUACUUGCAUAUGCACUCCUGGCUUUACUGGACACAAUUGUGAAACAAAUAUCGACGACUGCUAUUCUCAACCAUGCCUCAAUCAUGGCAAAUGCAUCGAUGGAAUUAAUAAUUACACUUGCGACUGUUUGGACACUGGCUUUGAGGGUCCACAGUGUGAAACUAAUAUCGACGAGUGCCUAUCCAAUCCUUGUAUUAAUGAGGGAAUUUGUCUAGAUGAUAUUAAAAUAUACAAAUGUCGAUGUUAUCCCGGCUAUGCUGGACAUAAUUGUGAAAUUGAUAUUAAUGAGUGUGAGAGCUCACCAUGUCAAUACAAUGGCACAUGUUUAGAAAGAUCUAAUAAGGAAUUGUAUAAGAGUAAUGCCAAAACUCUACCAGCUAUAUUCACUCAAGAAUUUAGUUAUGCUAAUGCAAGUGGAUAUGAGUGCCUUUGUGUUCAAGGAUUGAUUGGUAAAAAUUGUGAAAAAAAUAUAAACGAGUGCGAGAGCAAUCCAUGUUUAGCUGGCACUUGUAAAGACAAAAUUGGUGGAUAUACGUGUGAAUGUGAUGAAGGAUUUGAGGGGGAUCAUUGUCAGCAUGAUAUUGAUGAGUGUAUGAGAUAUCAACCAUGCAUUCAUGGAAGCUGUAUAGAUGGUCGGGCUGAUUAUUUUUGCAAUUGUCAGGCAGAAUAUGGUGGAAAAAAUUGUUCAGUUAAACUCAUUGGAUGUCAGGGAAAUGCCUGUCAAAAUGGUGGUACAUGUUGGCCUUAUUUGUUUAAUGAUACCGAGCACAGAUUCAACUGCACUUGUCCAAAUGGUUUUCACGGUGAUACAUGCCAUCAUAUUACAACAAUGUCUUUGAGCGGAAGUUCAUAUGUUAUGGUAAAUACCACUAGAGACGAGGGAUAUGAUAUACAAUUUAGAUUUAGAACAACAUUACCAAGUGGUUUACUUGCAAUGGGUAAGGGGACAACUUUUUAUAUUCUUGAAUUAGUUAAUGGUAAAUUGAAUUUACACUCUAGUAUACUCAACAAAUGGGAGGGAGUUUUCAUUGGUAGUGGAUUAAAUGAUGCCAAAUGGCAGAGAGUUUUUGUUGCUAUAAAUGCAACACAUUUGGUACUAUCGGCCAAUGACGAACAGACCAUUUAUCCAAUUAAUCUUAAUGAGAGCCCCUCAGUUUCACCAACAACAUUUCCCACAACUUAUGUAGGUGGUACAAUAAGAUAUCUUCAAAAAUUAGCCCACGGACCACAUCUCUUUGUCGGUUGCGUUGAAGAUGUUGUUAUUAAUGGCGAAUGGAUUUAUUCUGGAAUGGAAUCUGAUUCUGUUCUAAUGGAUCAUAUUGAAGCCGCCUGCCCUAGAGAAGAACAGUGCUCUCCAAAUCCAUGCAAAGCCGGUGGCCACUGUACAGACAGAUGGCGAGAUUUUUUUUGCCAAUGUCAACGUCCUUAUCUCGGCCAUACAUGCCAGUACAAUAUGACAGCCGCUACAUUUGGCUAUGAAAAUAUAACCAAUGGUUAUGUUACUGUUAAAGUAUCUGAUACAGCUAGACGAGCAGUUAGAACAAUUCUUGAUAUUUCAAUGUUUAUUAAAACACGACAACAGCGUGGUGAUAUUUUUUAUCUUGGAUCUGAACCAAACUCACCAUCAUCCACCUCACAGUCACAGUCACAACCACAACAUGUGCAGGAUAAUACUUAUAUAGCUGCUCAAUUGGAAGGUGGACAGCUUGUAGUUAGAAUGCAAUUCAAUGAAACAGAAGCAUAUACUGUUGGGGGUGUUAAACUUAAUGAUGGAAAUAAUCACUUGAUUCAAGUCAUAAGAAAUAUGACACUUGUUCAAGUGAAAAUCAAUGGUAGUGAAUACUUUAGAAAAACUAUUGGCACAACUGGACCACUCAAUAUCACUGUUUUAUAUCUUGGUGGACUUCCUCAAACAUCUAGAUACAUUAGACAAGUCGAUACUAGACAAACAUCUGCAAUGUCUGAUAUACAGCUGAUGAUACCACCCCAAGUGAAUUUUAAGGGAAUUAUUCAAGAUGUACAAAUUUCCAAUGGCAUUGAUAUUAUGGUUGUUGAAUUUUAUCCACUUAAAGCCAAAGACAUUCCUAAACCCAUUCAAUUUGGCAAUGUCUCAUUUGAUCAUGAUAAAGUACUUGCAGGAAUUAUUUCUGAUAAUGUUUGUGAAAGUAAUCCAUGUUUUCAUAAUGGCACAUGUCAUGUUACGUGGAAUGAUUUUUGGUGUCAGUGUCCAAGAGGCUAUACUGGAAAAACAUGCCAAGAAAUGGAAUUUUGUCAAUUACAAGACUGCCCCACUGGCUCUAAAUGUCAAAAUUUAGAUGGUGGAUAUGAAUGUAUUGCUAAUGCAACAUUCAACGGUAAUAAUACAUUAUUUACUUAUGUCUAUGAGAAUCAUCACAUGUCAUCAAAUGGGGAAAAUAGUAGUAAUAAUAAUAAUAAUAAUAAUAAUAAUAAUAAUAAUAAUAAUAGUGAUGAUAUUAUAUCACAAGUGAAUAUUGAAACUAUUGAAAUAACAUAUAGAUCCAACUUGGGAGGCACUAUAAUGCACAUAUCUCCAUUAACUUACAAAAAUGAUAAUCACAAUAAUCGACAACGGAUCGACCAUCAACAUUUCACUAUUUCCGUUUACAAAGAUAUUGUCACUGUUGCCUGGAAACUCACUAUGCACAAUCAAGACACCCUGACUCUUGGUAAAGAGCAUCCUGAUGGCAAUUGGACAUCUAUUCUUAUUCGACUCAACACUAAUUCAAUAAUAUGUGGAUUUAAAAAUGGAAUUGACGAAACACCUACGCAAACAAGUUUGAAAUUUAAUUUUUCCCAGUGGUAUGAAUUACUAACGUCUGGUACUGUUACACUCGGUGGAUUGUCUCAUAAUUAUUGGAAUAUUAACAGCUAUAUAAUAACGGACAAUAAUUCACUAUCUGUUGACUAUAUAACCGAAAGAAAAUUGCUUUUGACAACUUCAGUGCCAAUGCAGGAAAUUAUUUCAGCCGAGCCCUUCAAGGGUUGCCUCGGUGAAGUACGAAUAGGUAGCAUGCUCCUCCACUAUUUCACCUUCGAUCAAGUAUAUGGUAAUGCCAAUUUUACACCAGUUGAAUAUCUCUCAUUGCAAGUUAUUGCAAAUUAUAAUAAUAACAACUCAACGGCCAAAAACAAUGAGAUCAUUGGCUGUCGAUUGUGUUUCGAGGAAGAUUGCCAAAACAAUGGCCAUUGCUUGGAUAAAUUCAACAGUUAUGUCUGCCAUUGUCCAGCUGGCUAUGCUCAAGACAAUUGCUCAGAGGAUAUUGAUGAAUGUCUCGUUAAUAAUUGCCAGAAUAAUUCAACCUGCGUCGAUGGAAUUGCCAACUACACUUGCAUUUGUAAUAAAGGCUGGCAGAACUCGCUUUGUGAUAAAGACAUCAACGAAUGUGUUAUAAAUAGUCCAUGUCAGCAUGAUGGUGUCUGUGUCAAUCUGCCAGGCUCAUUCAGAUGUGAGUGUCCAGAUCAAUUCACUGGGGAUUCCUGUCAAGAUUUUAGACUCAUCACAUGUGAAAAUAAUCCUUGCAAAAAUGGCUCGACCUGUUCUGAUAUUAUUAAUAAAGAAACUGGGGAUAAUUUUACAUGUACAUGUAUGCCAGGAUAUGAAGGUACUCUGUGUGAAGAUCCUUAUUGUGUCGUUAAAAAAUGUCAAAAUGCUGGCAGAUGUGAUUUCUUAUAUCAGUCGCCACAGUGCACCUGUCCUUUAGGCUUCACUGGCCAUUAUUGUGAAACAAAUAUUGAUGAUUGUGCUAGUGUACCCUGCAAAAAUGAUGGCCUAUGUAUUGACGGGAUAAAUAGCUUCAGUUGCAAUUGUACUGGAACUGGAUACACUGGAGUUGACUGCGACAGUGAUGUUGAUGAAUGCGCUUCAAAUAGUACAGUUUGCGUUUACGGAAUAUGUGAAAAUCUUGUGGGAAGAUAUCGGUGUGAUUGUAAGCUUGGAUAUUGUGGAUCUGAUUGUAAAACUCUUGAUCCCUGCAAUGAAGAUAUUUGUAAGAAUGGAGGUACCUGUGUAUGUGAUGAAAAUAAUGGAUACUUUUGUCAAUGUGCUGAUGGAUACAUUGGGCAGAAUUGUACCGAGUCUGAGCAUCUAUUGGGAAGUCCAGCAUUGGAUAUUGCCGUUAUUGUCGGGCCAAUUGUCGGAAUUUUGUUACUCAUUGCUAUUGGUUCUUUAACUGCAUUUUUCAUGAUGGCAAGAAAGAAAAGGGCUACCAGAGGAACCUACAGUCCCAGUGCACAAGAAUUCAGCAAUCCUAGGGUAGAAAUGGAUAACGUUAUGAAACCUCCACCUGAAGAGAGAUUGAUCUAAUUUUUUUAAUUAUCGAACUAGUUUUUUUUUUCUUUUUCUUACUUCAACUAGUCGAUAGUCACUACCAUAUAUGAUAUAGGUAUAUGGUACUAUUGGAUUUCUAAAUUAUAGUAAUUUAUAAACAUGUUUCUUUCUUGUGCUCUCAUACGAUAUCUAGUCCUCAUUGCAUUAUCACACGGAAGGACUUUUAAGGAAAAAUUUAAGCAAAUCUGCAACGAAAAAAUAUUUCCUAAUUACUGAUAAUUAUAGACAAUAUAUUUUGACGAUGUAUGUCAUGUGCUGAUUUUGAUAAAUGCCUAUCCAAGUAUUUUUCUUAAUUUCUUAAAAAACCAAAAAAAGAAAAAAGAAAAGAACAGUGUACUUAACAAAAAGUGUCCUUAAUAAUGUUAAACGAUUCCCGUCCAUUAUUGUGCCCAAUAAGUGUUACAUGUUUUCACUGAUUCAUUUUGGUGAAAACUAAUUGGCAUUGUUUUCUCUCAUUACCAAGUGCAUAAUAACAUUUCAAGGUAUUCCUUAAUUACAUUUUAAUGGCAACUAAAAAGUUAGAUUUUAUCAUAUCGAAACUUGUUCAAUUUGUAAAUAUUACAUUAUUAAUAUUUAAAAAGACUACUUUUCGUAAAAAAAUAUGUAUUUACCUAGAUUUUUAUAAGUAAAAUCGUUCUGAUACUCUUAUCAGUCGGUAGUGAAUUACCGUCACCACCAAAGUAAUUGAGCGAGAAAUUUUAAUAUGAUAUUUCGCAAAUUCAUUAAUUUCUACGUAGAUACUCACUUUUUUAAAUUUCAAUUAUUCUUUGAAAAUUUAUUACUACGCUUAGAGUUGAUGAGUUUGUCCGAUAUAAUUAUGGCAAUUGACAGAAUAAACGAAUGUACAUAUUUAUUAUAAAUAUAUAUUUUGCUAGACUGAAGUGGCAAAAUGGCAAACCAUAGAAAUAUGAGAGUCUAAGUGUUCAAUAAUUUUUUAUUUGCAUUGUAAGAUCAUCGACUAGAAGAUUAUAAACAUUCUCAAUGAUUUAAUGUACAAAUAAAUGAACGUCUGAAAAGUC